Molecule: messenger RNA, 1279 nt
Organism: Pelecanus crispus (Dalmatian pelican)
Lineage: Eukaryota; Metazoa; Chordata; Aves; Pelecaniformes; Pelecanidae
Source: RefSeq, a predicted model, not a curated record
CACGAUGCCCUUCCUGCACGGCUUCCGCAGGAUCAUCUUCGAGUAUCAGCCCCUGGUAGACGAGAUCUUGGGGCUGCUGGCGAUACAGGACGCGGAAAGGCAGAGUGCCCUUGAGAGCCCUGCCUGUCUGGGCAGUGAUAGGAGCCAGCUCUCGGCUGUGAGACGAGUCUUGGAAAGGGAGACCCACUCCCCGUUUUAUCAGGAAGGUGUGAGCUAUGCCCUGCUGAAGGUCACCGAGCUGGGGCUCGUCCCCGCUGCAGAAAUCCUGCUGGAGUUCGGAGCUGACCUCAGCUUUGAAGAUCCAGUCACCUACUACACCCCCCUGCACAUCGCAGUGCUCCGCAACCAGCCGGAUAUGGUGGAGCUCCUGGUGCGCCACGGGGCUGACAUCAACCGCAGAGACCGGAUCCAUGAGAGCAGUCCCCUCGAUCUGGCCAGCGAGGAGCCCGAGCGGUUGCCGUGCCUCCAGCGGCUGCUUCAGCUGGGGGCCGAUGUCAAUGCAGCUGACAAAAACGGAAAGACAGCGCUGUUGCACGCCCUGGCCAGCAGCGACGGUGUCCAGAUCCACAACACAGAGAGCAUCCGUCUCCUGUUGGAAGGAGGCGCGGAUGUCAGAGCCACCACCAAAGACGGUGACACUGUCUUCACCUACGUCAUCUUCCUGCUGGGAGAGAUGGUGUGCAGCAGCGCUGAGGAGGCACAGGUGAUCAAUCGCUUCUGCUUUCGUGUCACACAGCUGCUGCUGGCCCACGGUGCCAACCCCAGCGAGUGCCCGGCCCCCGAGUCCCUCACCCACCUCUGCUUCAAAAGCUUCAAACGCCACUUCCCGCUGCUGCGUUUCUUGCUGGAGUCGGGUGCUGCCUACAACUGCUCCCUCCACGGUCCCUCGUGCUGGUCAGGCUUCCACAUCAUCUUCGAGUGCCUCUGCUCGCACCUCAGUGUCUCUGAAGAUGACAGCUUCUCUACAGACCUCAUCCAGAAGGCUCAGACUCUGCUGGAACUCAUGAUGGCCAGUUCACAAGCCAUCCAGCUGCCCAGCAACUUUGAGGUCAACACCAGCAGCUGUAGGUACCACGGGGAGAAGAUCAGGACUCUCUUCUGCUCUCUGAAGCAGCUGGAACGCUCCCCACAGGCAUUGAAACAUCUCUGCAGGGUGUUUAUCCGGCAGCGCCUUAAACCAUGGCCAGUAGAUGUCAAAAUCAAGGCUCUACCUCUUCCAGACAGGCUGAAGUGGUACCUCCUCAUUGACCACGCUGCUGCCGAGCAGGAGGACCUCUGA